AUGGAAUUCUUUACUAAGACAUUAAGUUCAUUCACUGGGGGGUCUAUACCAUAUAAAUUGAAAGUUAAAGUAGUUGACCCCUUGGCGCCUACCACAUCAUUGGAUCGCAACUCAAUUUGGACAUUACAUGAUGGAAUUAAUCCAAAAGACAACUCACCAGUAUCUGUAUUUGAAUUCAAUUUGAAAGAUCCAGCUAACCAACAACGUAUUGGCUUGGCCAGAAAUUCAUUCAAGAAAUUGAAAUUAAUUAAAUUCCCUGGAGUAAUUUCCAUUAUUGAUUUUAUCGAGAAUGAUUAUUCAUUAUAUAUAAUCACUGAACCAGUUAAGCCUUUACUGAUCUACCUUGAACAGACUGGGCUCAAAGGUGAUACAUUGGUCGCUGGCAUUUAUUCAGUUGCUCAAAGUAUUUCUUUUAUAAACGAAGCGGCUAACUCAUUGUAUGGUGGGUUAAACUAUUUUUCUUCGGUAUUUGUUACGUUAGCAGGGGACUGGAAAUUGAUGGGGUUCGAAUUGCUAACCAACUUAACAUCUGACCCAGAUCAACCGAUUUACAGACUAGCAGGAUACAUGCCUAUUUCAUGGAAAGAAUAUUCUAAUGAUUUGGAUUCGGAGACUAUUCGCAAAGAUCCUAAAAAAUUUGACUCAUACAGAUUUGGUAGUUUCAUUAUGACUGUGUUUAAUAAUGGCGUUAUUGACACCAAUUAUAGCAAACUCCCUCCCAAGAUGGCAGCAUCUGUGAAAAGACUUUUACUGCAAAAACCAAAUUUAAGAAGUACAGUUACUAUGUAUUUGAAAGACUUGGAAUCAUGGCACAAACAAAACUCUGUGAUUAAAUUUACAGAGCAAGUCAAUGAAUUAAAGUUCUUACAAGAGUCUGAAAAAAUUGCAUUCUUUAAACACGAAUUACCAGAAUAUAUUAAAGAUGAUUCUUCAUUCCCACCAGGAUUAUUAAGUUACAAAUUGUUGCCAGAAUUAAUUAAUCAAUACAAGCAAUUAUCAAAAUCUCCAACCACAGACCCAGGGCGUCAAGAGACACUAUCCACUAUACUUGAUUUGACAAUCAAGUUUGGAACCAAAUUAGAUACUGAUGAAUUCAACAAAACGAUAAAACCAAUUAUUAUAGACAGUUUUGCUCUUGCAGAUAGAUCAAUCAGACUAGUGUUGUUGACACAUUUGCCAGAUUAUCAACACUUUUUAACCGAAACAGAUAUUCAAUACAAAAUUUUUAAUCAGUUGAUUACUGGGUUUCAAGACACCAACUUUAUGAUUAGGGAAACAACUCUAAAAUCAAUUACAAUAAUUAUUGAUAAAAUAUCAGUCAAACAGGUUAAUCAGGAGUUAUUAAGGAUAUUAGCCAAAUCCCAAAUGGAUCCAAAACCAUCAAUCAGAGUGAAUACAGUUAUAUUAAUCAUUAAAAUUUCCCUGAAAAUUUACAAAUCUUCGAAAAAUAAUGUUUUGAUUACUGCCCUUUCGAAAUCAUUGCGUGACACAUUUAUCCCAUGUAAAAUGACUGCAUUACAAGGUUUUGAGUCUUUAAUAGACGAAUUCUCGUUAGAAGAAAUAUGUUCUAAAAUUUUAGGUCAUUUAGCAAUUUCACUUAUGGAUAGGAAACUGAGUAAAGUCAGAAAAGAGGCAAAGAGAAUAUUCCAAUUGUAUUUGGACUCUGUGGAAUCACAUGCAAAUCUGUUACCAGAAGGAGAUGAUGAUGAAGACGAAGAAGAGCGUGAGUUUUUCAAAAAAUUCUCUCCUGCUAAUGUUCCUUCCACUAACACAGACACAGAUGGUGUUGCUUCAACAACAAAUACAAAUAACAACACUGCUUCAUCAUUUGGCUGGGGAAUGGUUAGUAAGUUCACGUCGUUGGGAGGUGAAAUGAAUAAAGAUUUCAAUCGUUCAACUCCAGAUAUAACUAGAGCAACCUCACCUACACUAGCUACUGGUGACAGUGUUGCUACUACUAAGAUUGAUGACAAUGGCUGGGACGACUUCAAUGAUGAGUGGGUGAAUGAUGAACCUGAUGUGGUUGAUGAACCAGAUGUCAUUAUAGAACCAACCAGAAAGAUCAAUUUGGGAAAGUCUACUGAUACAACAACCCCCAAAAAGUUGUCAUCAAAACCAACUCCUAGAAAGACUACAUCUUUGAAAUUGGGUUCCAAAGCAACUAAACCCAAGCAGACUUUGCAGUUGAAUUUAAAAGUGGACGAUGACGGCAAUGACGAUAAUUGGGGAGAUGGCUGGUAA
This is a messenger RNA of Candida dubliniensis CD36, 2241 nucleotides long. RefSeq names its product Cex1p (gene CEX1). Gene Ontology annotation, cellular component: cytoplasm. The record is from RefSeq and is a predicted model, not a curated record. NCBI's taxonomy places the organism in Eukaryota, Fungi, Ascomycota, Pichiomycetes, Serinales, Debaryomycetaceae. Bases 1 to 2241 code for a protein of 746 amino acids. The transcript has a single exon. Gene Ontology annotation, biological process: tRNA export from nucleus.